AUGUUCUGUUUCUUUGCACUAAUCACAUUCUUCAAUUUAUUAUUUUUAUGCAUUGUUGUUGCCAUGUAUACAUCAAUUAGAUCUGGAAUAAAUGUGAUGGAUUGCAUUCAUAAUGCUGAGGGAUUAAAACGAUAAACAAAUUUGUUGGCAUGUGUGCACCAAAAAGGCUAUCACAUUCUCUCUUGUUCCAUCUUCAGACAGGAGAUACAAGAUAUGAUAUAUAAUGUGAUAUAUGAUUAGUGUUCCAACAUGGCAUUGAGAUUCUGUGUCACAUGAGCCAUUGCCAAGAAAGCAUUUGGUGCGACUUGUUCUUAAAUCUUACUCUGUUUGUUUAUGAGCUUAAAAUGGCACUAAGAGGUAUUUGGCAACUUCAGAAGCUGGUAGUGAGCUACUGUGAUUGGGGAGGCAGUAGCAGGGGUUUAAGGGUAUGUAUGGAGUCUCAUUUGCCAGCUCUCAAGGAGGUCAAUCCCCAUCUGCAAGUAGUCACUGAGCUCAAUCGUGGUCAACAUCCAUUCUUGAAGGGAUUAUACAAAAACAAGAAUGAGCGGGUUGUAUCUGUUAAAAACUUGGCUCCGGAGGAAAUUCUCUUACAAGCUACAAGGCUAAGGAAUUCACUUGGGCGAAAAGUGAAGUUGAAGACAAGACAUGUUACUAAACACCCAAGUGUUCAAGGCACAUGGAGUACAGAAUUGAAGAUGUAAGCCAAGUGGUCAAAUAUGAAAGGACAUGACCUUUGGUUUGUUUUCUUUGAAUCCUGUAUUUUGGCACUGCCAUGCCAUGUAGCUAGGUUUUGAUAGCCAAACUUGAUAUAUAUUGAAUGAUCCACUGUUUUUUGGUGAAACUGCUGCAGUGGUGGCUUUUUAAUUUGGUUCCUCUCCUAGGACUCUGAAUUAAUAAUAUGUUGCCGCAGACAUUGGUUUCAUUUUAACA
Ipomoea nil (Japanese morning glory) is the source of this 930-nucleotide messenger RNA. RefSeq names its product 54S ribosomal protein L51, mitochondrial-like. Gene Ontology annotation, biological process: mitochondrial translation. The transcript is spliced from 4 exons. The coding region runs from base 273 to 701 and encodes 142 amino acids. The record is from RefSeq and is a predicted model, not a curated record. NCBI's taxonomy places the organism in Eukaryota, Viridiplantae, Streptophyta, Magnoliopsida, Solanales, Convolvulaceae. Gene Ontology annotation, molecular function: structural constituent of ribosome. Gene Ontology annotation, cellular component: mitochondrial large ribosomal subunit.